Messenger RNA from Alligator sinensis (Chinese alligator), 1671 nucleotides. It is a transcript of the gene SDCBP, whose product is annotated as syndecan binding protein. Gene Ontology annotation, cellular component: cytoplasm; plasma membrane. NCBI's taxonomy places the organism in Eukaryota, Metazoa, Chordata, Crocodylia, Alligatoridae. The transcript has 9 exons. The coding region runs from base 62 to 961 and encodes 299 amino acids. Gene Ontology annotation, biological process: positive regulation of transforming growth factor beta receptor signaling pathway. The record is from RefSeq and is a predicted model, not a curated record. Gene Ontology annotation, molecular function: syndecan binding.
CCUGCUGGGCCGGGGGCGGCUGCGGUGUCGGAGCUGCGUGGCGGAGUGAAAUUGCAUAAAAAUGUCGCUCUAUCCUUCCCUGGAAGAUUUGAAGGUGGACAAAGUAAUUCAGGCCCAGACUGCCUUUUCUUCAAACCCAGCUAAUUCAGCAAUUUUGUCUGAAGCCUCAGCACCCAUUCCUCAAGAUGCAAGCUUAUAUCCCAGACUUUAUCCUGAACUCUCUCAAUACAUGGGCCUCAGUCUUAAUGAAGAAGAAAUACAAAGAAACCUGCAAGUGACUGCUGCUCCACAGUCUCAGGGUCAGCAGUUGGUAACAAGGCCUUCCACUGUGAAUUAUAUGGUGGCCCCAGUAACAGGAAAUGAUGUUGGACUUCUCAGAGCAGAAAUUAAACAAGGUCUCCGUGAAGUAAUCUUGUGCAAAGAUCAGGAUGGCAAAAUUGGGCUUCGCCUUAAAUCUGUAGACAAUGGUAUAUUUGUCCAGUUAGUACAGGCUAACUCUCCAGCAUCUCUUGUUGGUCUGAGGUUUGGGGACCAAAUUCUGCAGAUCAGUAGUGAAAACUGCGCAGGGUGGAGCUCUGAUAAAGCCCACAAAGUUCUCAAACAGGCUUCUGGAGAGAGAAUUCCAAUGAUUGUGCGUGACAGGCCUUUUGAACGAAUUAUUGUUAUGCAUAAGGACAGCACAGGACAUGUUGGCUUCAUAUUCAAAAAUGGAAAAAUAACUUCAAUAGUAAAAGACAGUUCAGCUGCAAGAAAUGGGCUACUUACAGAACACCACUUAUGUGAAAUUAAUGGCCAGAAUGUAAUUGCCUUGAAGGACUCCCAGAUUGCAGACAUCUUGGCAACAGCUGGGAAUGUGGUGACCAUUACUGUAAUGCCUUCCCACAUCUAUGAAUACAUUAUUAAGAGGAUGGCAUCUAACAUUAUGAAAAGCCUGAUGGAUCACUCAAUCCCUGAAGUUUAAACAGAGCCAUUGUGUAUCCAUUUGUGUAAUAGGCACUCAUCUAAACUUGGGCUAUUAUACUCAGCGAAUUCUAUAUUCUGCACAUGAGCCUUUCUUGAGGCCAAAAGAGAGAUGCUGCAUUGAGCAUUUGCAUUAUAUUCUAUGCCUGGGAAUAUUACAGUUCAACAUGUUAUCUUGGUUCAUGCAAAAAAAGUAAGACUUUUGUAGCCUUAUGUUGGUUUUACACGUGAAACUAAUCACGUUCUGAUUUCUUUCUUAGGGUCAUGUUACUAUUAUGAGAAGCCAUUUCAAUUAAAGGAAAGUAAUUGUAAUCUUUAGGUGAUCUAGUCAUUUCCUAGCUGAAACUUAUAAAAAGCACAGCAAUGUUCUUUUUUUGAACAAAUAAGUAUUUUUACAGCUUUCAGUUUGCAACAAUAUAGUUGGAAUAGUAUAUUAGAGUUAUGAUUAUUAGUGCUAGUUUGGUUUGGUUUUUUUUCUGUAUUGUUUACAAAAGAAUGUCAGUUAAACUGAGUGUAGCUAAUGUUGGCAUCAUUCCAUAAAUAAGCAUUUUAAAUGGAAAAUUGUACAGAUAAAAAUUGAUUUAUGUUGUACUAGAAUCUUUUUACUGCUCUCAUUUUACAAAAUGUAACUCUAAAAUGUGACUACAUUCUGUCGCCUUAACUAAUGUUUAAACAGUUCAGGAAUAACCUAAUAAAAUCAUAGUAAAAGUA